AUCGUGUGAACGACUUAUUUCAUUGCAAAAAGAUGAUUUCUUUUAUGACACCUCAUGAUGAUAAUAUAUAGUUUGCCAGACAAACUUGACAAGUGUAAACUACAACAUGGUUGUCUCACAUAUUUCCCCUUUACAUUAGGUAUAUAAACUCAUUUGCAUAUUGGUAAUCUUGGAGGUGACUGAGAUACAAACAAAAUGGACCAGGUACCACAUGCAUAAUGCCAUAUAUUAUCAUGAAUAAUAUGUUAUUAUAUGUAUAUGUUCAAUAAACUUUGUCCUAGUAUAUCGUUCAUUGAUUAUCGCACUAUUAUGUUGUUGUCUUUGCUCACUUCUGGUAGACUGCACCGUUUCCUUGUUACUUGCUAUCUUUUCUACACGGUCUCUUUUUUCUUUAGGUCUUCCGCAAACAAACUCUCGUGGAGGUAGUUGGUAAGGAUUGUUGGAGCAUUUCUAAGUUUAUUCAAGUUUCAGCUGAAAGGGUGUUUUUGAAGAUGUAUUUGGUGGAGAGUAAAGCAGGGGCUAUAGUUUGUAUGCUAUUUUCUUUGUUAUUCUUAGGGACAUGGCCUGCUUUGCUUACCUUAUUAGAAAGACGAGGUCGUCUUCCUCAACAUACUUAUCUUGACUAUACCAUCACCAAUCUUGUCGCUGCUACGCUCAUUGCUUUUACUGUUGGUGAGAUUGGAACGAAUUCAAUGAAACAGCCAAAUUUUUUAACUCAGCUUUCUCAGGUGCAGGACAAUUGGCCUAGCGUCUUGUUCGCGAUUGCUGGAGGUGUGGUCCUCAGUCUUGGAAACCUUUCAACUCAAUAUGCAUGGGCUUUCGUUGGCUUAUCAGUCACCGAGGUCAUCACUGCAAGUAUUACGGUUGUUAUAGGAACGACGUUGAAUUAUUACCUUGAUGACAGAAUUAACAAAGCCGAGAUUCUUUUUCCUGGCGUUGGAUGUUUCUUGAUUGCUGUUUGUCUAGGCUCUGCUGUUCAUGCAUCCAAUGCAGCUGACAACAAAGAAAAACUUGAGUAUUUUUCAAAUGACUCUAACAAUGGGGUCGGGAGAAAAGAUGUUACUGAUUCUAAACGAACAAAUACAAAUACAGUCGAUAUGAAUGACUUGGAGAAUGGUGAGGAAAAGGCAAAGGCCGGAACUGCGCUGUUCCUUAUAGAAGUUGAGAACAAAAGGGCAAUGAAGGUUUUUGGGAAGAGUACUUACAUUGGUCUAGCUAUUACCUUCUUUGGUGGAGCUUGUCUUUCUCUGUUUUCCCCUGCAUUCAACCUGUCUACAAAUGAUCAGUUGCAUACUCUAAAAGAUGGAGUUCCUCACUUGAGUGUAUACGCCGCGUUUUUCUACUUCUCAGUUUCCAGUUCAUUACUGGCAAUGAUUCUCAACUUCACGUUCUUGUACCGCCCUGUGCUAAAUGCACCUAAAUCAUCGUUGAUGUGUUACGUGAACGAUUGGGAUGGCAGAGGUUGGGGUUUUUUGGCUGGACUUUUGAGUGGCUUUGGAAAUGGUCUUCAAUUUAUGGGAGGUCAAGCUGCUGGAUAUGCAGCAGCAGAUGCUGUUCAGGCACUGCCUCUCGUGAGCACAUUUUGGGGUGUACUAUUGUUUGGAGAGUAUCGAAGAUCAUCAGGAAGAACGUAUACGCUUCUUGCAGGAAUGUUGUUCAUGUUCAUAGCAGCUGUUGCUAUCCUCAUGGCAUCUGCAGGGGAACGCAAAUAAAAUUGAUGUUUAUGUAUGUAGAUAUCAAUCAACAUCUAUAAAUAGUUUAGUGUUGAAACCUUUUUUUACAUCAACCAAAAAAUAAUUAUCAUAUUGAAAAGUUGCUAUGGUAUGUAACUGACACUCUUACUAGCAAUUUAAACAUAUUAUAGCGUU
This is a messenger RNA of Solanum pennellii, 1868 nucleotides long. Its product is annotated as ureide permease 1-like. The transcript has 8 exons. The record is from RefSeq and is a predicted model, not a curated record. Gene Ontology annotation, molecular function: allantoin:proton symporter activity; uracil:monoatomic cation symporter activity. Bases 492 to 1712 code for a protein of 406 amino acids. NCBI's taxonomy places the organism in Eukaryota, Viridiplantae, Streptophyta, Magnoliopsida, Solanales, Solanaceae. Gene Ontology annotation, cellular component: membrane. Gene Ontology annotation, biological process: nitrogen compound transport.